UUACCCUCAACAACUUUUUAUUUAACCUUAGCAGCUGGAGCAUCAAUGUCACAUGGCUUCACACUAAUCAAAGUAGAAAGUGUCAAACAGCUGUUGUAUGCAUCAAUAUGACUAUUUUUAUAUUUUUUUUAGUUAGGUGGAGUAGUAGAAAAAAAUAGUGUAACGACAAUUUUGAAAGCAUGUGAUGGCGGCGAUUCGGAUUUAGCACGGUCGUCAAAUUCUGAAAUCUUACAGUCAAGAUCAGGAUCUGAUAACUAAUGGAGCAGCUUGAUUGACAUGUAGCAAAUUAAUUUCCGUGGUGGUGGAUAAGGCGACUCAUACUCAACGAUGACACCAACAACGUCUCCGUCAAGAAACCAUACCUCCAAUCUUUUCUUUCUUCUCACGUCACCACUUAAGUGAAGGGAAGUCCAUAACUUUGUGAAAGAGGAUAAUGAGUGGAGAAGGAAAGGUGGUGUGUGUGACAGGUGCUUCUGGUUUUAUUGCUUCAUGGAUUGUCAAGUUCCUCCUCCAACGUCGUUACACCGUCAGAGCUACUGUCCGUGAUUCAAGUAAUCCCAAAAAGGUUGACCACUUGAUUAAACUUGAUGGUGCAAAAGAGAGGUUGCAACUCUUUAAGGCUGAUCUUUUAGAAGAUGGUUCCUUUGACUCUAUUAUUGACGGUUGUGAUGGUGUCUUUCAUACUGCUUCACCUGUUCGUUUUGUUGUAGACGACCCUCAGGCUGAGUUGAUUGAUCCAGCUCUGAAGGGAACUCUUAAUGUUCUUAAAUCAUGUGCGAAAUCACCAUCGGUGAAACGAGUUGUCUUUACUUCUUCUGUUUCUGCAGUCGCAUUUAAUACAAGGCCAAAGAAUCCAGAAGUCAUAGUUGAUGAGACAUGGUUUUCAGAUCCAGAUUUCUGUAGGGAAUCACAGUUAUGGUACACACUUUCAAAGACAUUGGCUGAGGCUGCUGCUUGGGAAUUUGUGAAUGAAAACAACAUUGACAUGGUUGUUAUCAACCCAACAAUGGUUGCAGGACCUCUCUUGCAACCCGAGGUUAACGAAAGUGUUCAACCAAUUCUAAACCUAAUAAAUGGUAUACCUUUUCCAAAUUUUGCUAUUGGAUGGGUGAACGUGAAAGAUGUUGCGAACGCCCAUAUUCACGCAUAUGAGAUUGCUUCAGCUAGUGGAAGAUAUUGUUUGUCUGAGACAGUAGUACAUUAUUCAGAACUUGCUAAGAUUUUACGAGAUUUGUACCCAUCGUUACAAAUUUCUGACAAGUGUGAGAAUGAAGAGACAUAUAUGCCAACGUAUCAGAUUUCCAAGGAAAAAGCUUUAAGCUUGGGAAUAGAGUUUACUCCUUUGGAAGUCAGCCUCAAGGAGACUGUGGAAAGCUUCAGGGAGAAAAAGAUUGUCGACUUUUAAUCAGCCUCAACAUUCCACUUAUUCUAUAAAGACAUGAAAAAAUGUUAGUGUCAUUUGAUCUAUGAUGUGGAAGUGAAUCCCAUCUAGCAGAAUAACACUUAUGAUUGUAGUUGUUGAAUUGAAUUUUCAUUGUAAAAUAAGGUGUAAACUUUGUGUUUAAUCAAAACGGGUCAAUACUGUUCGGCACUAAUGUAAGCUGGUUUUUUCAUCAUGUAAAUCUAUAUUCUUGCUUUGUUAUGUCAAUCUACCUUUGUAAUUGUCUUGAAGGAUUGAAGAUAAUAAUGAGUUUUUUUUU
Messenger RNA from Vicia villosa (hairy vetch), 1700 nucleotides. Its product is annotated as cinnamoyl-CoA reductase CAD2-like. The coding region runs from base 434 to 1405 and encodes 323 amino acids. Gene Ontology annotation, molecular function: oxidoreductase activity, acting on the CH-OH group of donors, NAD or NADP as acceptor. Lineage: Eukaryota; Viridiplantae; Streptophyta; Magnoliopsida; Fabales; Fabaceae. The record is from RefSeq and is a predicted model, not a curated record. The transcript has 7 exons.